AAAAUUUACUGCUGGGAUUUAAACUGAAUUAUCCAGUUUUUUAUGAAAUAUUCAACCCCAAGAGCAAAAGAGAUAAACCAAAUUGAAGUUCUGUCAAAGGAAUGUCACAUCAUUUAUCUGGGAUCGGGGAUAAGAAGAUUCUCCAGAGGAAAAUUCCAAAUAACACACGAUAUAAAAAUGUUAUGGCAAGGGUAGAUACCGGAUCAAGUGUUACAAGAUACGAGAAAAGAAUUGAAGAAAUGCAGAUGAAUUACAGAUAUAGGAAGAAUGAAUUGUUCAAGCGAAUGAAAGUUACCACAUUUGCUCAACUGGUUCUCCAAGUUGCAAAUAUAGCAAUGGCAGAUGAAGAUGAAUAUGAUGGAAUAGGCACACCGCGAUCUGAAGUUACUUCUAAUGCAACAUUAAAUGGAAACCAUAGCGACUCUGGUGAGACACACGGUGAUGAUAAUGACAUUGAAAGUGUUGUAUCUUCAAGGUCAACCCUACAAAGCGUCAUCAGUGGCGUAGGAGAAGCAGAUUUAGGUGGUCCAAGCGAGCCUCGACAUGUUGCUCAGCAAGGCAAUAACAUCUCAGAAGAAGAAAUGAGGUUAAUGCAGCCAUACCCAUUGUGUCCUUACCUUGUGGUGGACGUGAGAGAUCAAGAUGAAUAUGAUAGAGGCCAUAUAAUAGGAGCUAUCAACUCCCCAACUGCAAGGCUGUCAAGGACAACAAAUAAUUUUACAAGAGAAAUGCUGGAAUAUAAAAAUCAAGUUGGCAAAAUAAUCGUACUUUAUGAUGAAGAUGAAAAACUUGCAACCAUGGCAGCGACCACCAUGGUAGAACGCGGAUUCGACAAUAUUUUUAUAAUUUCUGGAGGAUUAAAGGUUCUCGGGCAAAAGAUACCAGAAGGGCUUAUCACUGGUACUCUACCGCCCUCGUGUGUACCCGCAUACAUUGCAAAGAGAUUGAGAAAUAAUCGAUCCAUGGCUGAAGAUGGACCGAUUGACGCCAGUCCUAAUCACAGACUCAAAAGAUUCUCCUCAGAAGAAUUGGACAGGAUUAAUCAUUAUCUGGAUGAAAGCUUGGUCCCGAAUGAUACAGGAAGUCGCUUGAGUCGCCAGUCCAAAGCGAGUGAUCGUUUGACAGCAAUGAGUAAAACGUCAUCCAUGUCAUCAAGCAGCAGCGGAGGAAGCAGAAGACCAUGGAAAUGAUGUCAUAAUGAGAUUCAAUGAUGCGGAACUGGACAAUGAUACUAAAAUUUUUAAUGGCGUUGAAUAUUACACCUUAUUUUUUACAAAGCUAUUUAUUUCAUGACCAACUUCUUUGGGUCAAACAGUGUUGUUUAAAAAAAUUGCUAUUUAUUUCUUGAUAGUUUCUAUACCUUUACUUAAUACUAGCUCUGAAAUAGGCUUGAGACAGAAUCUACUGAAAUGGAAGCGCUCCAAGUGUGUGUACCAAUAUGGAGGUAACUAAUUUUGUUCGCAUAUUUUAUAUCAAGUUGUGUAAAGGGACUGAAACCUAUGGGCAGGGAGUAUAUUCACUUGGCUAGCACAGACAGUCCCCGUAAUAAACUUGUAAUAAAACUAAAUUAAGGAAAAUCGGAAUAAAAUCAUUGCCUAACCCUAACCUGGUACACACACUACGGAAGUACUGAAAUGGCUGCUAUGCUUAAAGAGCGUUUAAUUAACAGACGUCUGUCUUAAUCAUUUAAACCAUAUUUUACCUUAUCUACGCCUUCACUAUACAAACAUCCAUCAUUGUGAGAAAAACUACUAGGGCUGGGCUGGGUUUUUUCUGGAUCAGCAUUUCUCGUCCAUCUUAUUACACCCAGGGUAAUAUGCGCAUGUUUCCCUGAUCAAUAAUUUCCUUGCCUAUUUUUGUAUCAACGGCCAAUAAGCUAAUAAUGGAGUAACAAUUGGAAUUUAUGCGGCCGUGGACGCAGUGAAACGCUUUUAUUAAAAAUAAUGAAUUUCGCGACAUACACCAGUUCAUAAGCGCCGACUCUCGAAAUAAGCAUAUAAAAUUUUCCAUAGUAAAAUAUAGAAAGAAUUUUUCUCGGGUCUAGGGUCAUGGAAGCAUAUAUUGUGGGCAUUGGAUUUGAACCUGUACUGUUGUCUUUUUUUCUGUUUACCAGUUUAGGUCGAGUGUUUAAUAGCUGAACGAUUCUUUUCAAAUGCUCUGAGUAGGAUCGUGGUAGAUUCCAUGACCAAUCUGUGGUUUUAGACAAGUUGGAGAUGUUUUGUAAAAUAUAUACUAUGUAAAAAAGUGCAUAAAAAUACUGUUUCACUAAAUUUUUGUUUUUGUUGCUGAAAAAUCGCUUUUGUCUCCCUCGUAUGGGAACAUUGUUAUAUGACGUAUGGGAACGUUUUAUACAGGGUAUCCAUAAAGGUCUUUUACAAUUUCGAUUUUGUUAUGAAGUCAGUUCUUUAUAUAUCUUACC
Styela clava is the source of this 2419-nucleotide messenger RNA. NCBI's taxonomy places the organism in Eukaryota, Metazoa, Chordata, Ascidiacea, Stolidobranchia, Styelidae. The record is from RefSeq and is a predicted model, not a curated record.